GCGCGUUUUUUCUUAUUCCGUUUCCUGACUGUAAACAAACAUAAGUACUCAAAAAUUUAUUCUCUCUUUUAAGUGAUGUUAUCAUGGAAAAAAAAGAACAUAAAGAAAAAAAAGUAUCACCUGGUAUUGUUUACUUAAGUAAAAUUCCUCCAUCCAUGAAUCCACUGAAAAUUCGAAGUCUUCUUUUACAGUUUGGGAAAAUUGGAAGGGUUUAUCUUCAAGCUGAAGAUGAAAGUAAGCGCAAAAAUCGAAAGAAGCUUGGGGGAACUAGUCGAAAGCAGUUUACUGAAGGAUGGGUAGAGUUUUUAGACAAAAAAGUUGCAAAAUCUGUUGCUCAAUCUUUAAACUGCACAAAUAUUGGGGGUAAAAAAAGAUACUACUACCAUGAUGACAUAUGGAAUAUAAAAUACCUGCCCAAAUUCAAAUGGGGACAUAUCAGCGAAAAAUUAGCAUAUGAAAAAGCUGCUCGAGAACAGCGCAUGCGAGCAGAAAUAUCACAAGCAAAAAAAGAGGCAAAUUUUUAUUUGGAAAAUGUUAGCAAGGGUAAAACUAUUUCUGCCAUUGUUGAAAAAAAAAGAAGAAAAAGAAAGUUACAGGAAGAGAAUGACGUUUCUUCGAACGUUGAAAGAAAUUUUAACCAAAAAUCUGUGAAGUUGGCAAAGACAGAUGGGGUUUUAGACUUUAGCACAAAUAUUUUAUCAAAGGUAUUUAGCACCCUAUAAUGGCGUGACGUUAUGGACAAGAUAUAAUGUUAGAAUAAAUUUAUUGUUUAACAAAAAAUCCAAUAAUGAACUUUAUCAACUUAAUAAAAUUAUUAUCAAUCUAACAAUUUACUGGGUAAUUUCUCUUGGAGAAGACAUUUGUUUUUGUCGAUGUUUUUGAAGAUUCAAAACAUUAAAUUUGCAUUCGUUUAUUACGAGGUUCUUCUUACAAGCAUAUCUCUAUGCUUCCAUACAUUGAAUUGCUGAACACUUAGAGAUAAAUAUUAAAUGAAUUGCUUGAUGUUCACUUAUACUUUAAGAUUAGUAUUAACAAUGUUCAAACUUUA
Messenger RNA from Hydra vulgaris (swiftwater hydra), 1048 nucleotides. RefSeq lists its product as uncharacterized. Gene Ontology annotation, cellular component: nucleolus. NCBI's taxonomy places the organism in Eukaryota, Metazoa, Cnidaria, Hydrozoa, Anthoathecata, Hydridae. Gene Ontology annotation, molecular function: RNA binding. The record is from RefSeq and is a predicted model, not a curated record. Gene Ontology annotation, biological process: small-subunit processome assembly; endonucleolytic cleavage in 5'-ETS of tricistronic rRNA transcript (SSU-rRNA, 5.8S rRNA, LSU-rRNA); endonucleolytic cleavage to generate mature 5'-end of SSU-rRNA from (SSU-rRNA, 5.8S rRNA, LSU-rRNA).